Messenger RNA from Gracilinanus agilis (Agile Gracile Mouse Opossum), 765 nucleotides. It is a transcript of the gene KLK9, whose product is annotated as kallikrein related peptidase 9. The coding region runs from base 1 to 765 and encodes 254 amino acids. The record is from RefSeq and is a predicted model, not a curated record. Gene Ontology annotation, molecular function: serine-type endopeptidase activity. Gene Ontology annotation, biological process: proteolysis. NCBI's taxonomy places the organism in Eukaryota, Metazoa, Chordata, Mammalia, Didelphimorphia, Didelphidae. The transcript is spliced from 5 exons.
AUGAACCAGGGCAUGUGGGUGUCACUGUUGAUGCUCCUUUGGGCAGGGCAGAGUUGGACAGACACAAGGACCAUUGGGGCAGAAGAAUGCACUCCACACUCACAGCCCUGGCAAGCUGGCCUCUUUUUCCUCACCCGUCUCUUCUGUGGUGCCACUCUGCUCAAUGACCGAUGGCUACUCACCGCUGCCCAUUGCCGAAAACCGUACCUCUGGGUGCGGCUUGGGGAACAUCACUUGUGGCAAUGGGAAGGUCCAGAGCAGCUGUUCCGUGUCACUGAUUUCUUCCCCCACCCAGACUUCAACAGUGACCUCAGUGCCCGUGAUCAUAACCAUGACAUUAUGCUGAUCCGCCUAAAGCGUCCAGCCAUGUUGGGUCCAGCUGUGCAGCCCCUCAACAUCAGCAAGAAUUGUGUCCGACCUGGCACCACUUGUCUGAUCUCUGGCUGGGGAGCCAUCUCCAGUCCUGAUGUGGAGUACCCGCUCACGCUUCAGUGCGCCAACAUCAGCGUUCUGGAGCCCCGGCUGUGCCACAGAGCCUACCCUGGUCGAAUAACUUCCAAUAUGGUCUGUGCUGGUCUUUGGGAGGGAGGCCGAGGCUCCUGCCAGGGAGACUCCGGGGGCCCUCUGGUCUGUAACGGUGCCUUAGCCGGCAUAGUGUCGGGGGGAGCCGAGCCCUGCUCUAAACCCAAGAGACCAUCAGUCUACACUGCCGUCUGCUCCUACAGAGAAUGGAUCCACAAAACCAUGCAAGAGAACUCAACGUGA